Messenger RNA from Musa acuminata subsp. malaccensis (wild Malaysian banana), 777 nucleotides. The record is from RefSeq and is a predicted model, not a curated record. NCBI's taxonomy places the organism in Eukaryota, Viridiplantae, Streptophyta, Magnoliopsida, Zingiberales, Musaceae.
AAGUUAAUUUACAUUUUAAUUUGGCUAAAAUCUCAUUGAAGUGUUUGAUUAAAGAGGUGAUUCCAGAAUAAUCUGUGUAAAUGACAUAUUUGACCAAAGAUACUACAUAGGAAUGCUAUAAAUUUGACACUUAUGUGAAUCUUUACUAUAAUCAACUUUUACUUUAGAGGAAAAAAUUAGUUGUUGCAUGACUGUGCAUUUGUCAUGACUUGUAUUAAGUUGGCUAGUCUAAAUCAUGUGCCAUAUUAAUUCGGCUAGUGUAAUGGAUCAUUGAUACUAUGCGAUGCAUUAUUUUCUCUUGGUCUCUAUUUGAGGUGGAAAUCAGUGAUCACAUACGUAUGUGACUUUCCAAAUCAGUAAUGACUAAUGUAUGUGACUUUCCAUGUCAGUGACUUGUCAUAUAACAACCUAACAGGACCCUUGCCAGAUGUUCUGGGAAAUUUGCCAUCACUUCAAGUCCUGAAUUUGGCAGGCAACAAUCUUUCUGGGCCAAUUCCUGCUUCUCUACUAAAACGAUCACAGCAAGGGUUGCUGAUACUUAGAACUGAAGGCAAUCAAAAUUUAUGCGCCAGUGGAAAUUCAUGUGAGAUAAAGACGGACACAGAAUCAAAAAAGAAGAAGAUUGCAACACCUAUUAUCGUGAUUAUUUGUCUAGUUCCUGUGGUGCUAUUUCUUGUGGCUAUAUUUAUCUUCUGUCGUAUGAGAAAAUCAAAAGGUAAGUGCUUGCUGCAGCAAAUUAUAACUGUCCAUUCAUGUCUUUGAUGCAUACUAGCUUAG